Knipowitschia caucasica is the source of this 1725-nucleotide messenger RNA. Lineage: Eukaryota; Metazoa; Chordata; Actinopteri; Gobiiformes; Gobiidae. The record is from the annotation of a GenBank genome assembly.
AUGAGGAGGAGCAGCAAUAUGAGUGUGAAACAGAGCUUCGGCGGUGGCAGCUCGUAUGGUGGUGGUGGCAGCCUGGGUAUGUCCAGCGGCGGUGGUGGCAGCAUACGUAUGUCCAGCGGCGGUGGCAGCUCGUAUGGUGGUGGUGGCAGCAUGCGUAUGUCCAGCGGCGGCGGUGGCGGCUACAGCUCCCGAUCUGCCAUUGUUUCCAGGAGCGGUCCUGCUAUCUCCUCCGUAUCCUCCAUGAGACUGGGCUCAGCUGCUGGUGGCGGUGGUGGCGGAGGCUUUGGCAUGAGCAUGGGAGGAGGUGGAGGCGGAUUAGGCGGCGGAUUAGGCGGCGGAUUAGGCGGCGGAUUCGGCGGUGGAUUCGGCGGUGGUAUGAUGGGAGGUGGUAUGGGUGGUGGAGGCAUCGUCCCAACUAUCUCCAAUGUCCAAUUCAACUCGAGCAUCCUGGCCCCCCUGAACCUGGAGAUUGACCCCAACAUCCAGACGGUCCGCAGCCACGAGAAAGAACAGAUCAAGGGCCUCAACAACCGCUUCGCUUCAUUCAUUGACAAGGUGCGCUUCUUGGAACAACAGAACAAAAUGCUGGAGACCAAAUGGAGCCUGCUUCAGGAUCAGACCACCUCCCGCUCCAACAUCGACGCCAUGUUUGAGGCCUACAUUGCUAACCUGCGCAGACAGCUGGAUGGGCUCGGCAACGAGAAGAUGAAGCUGGAGGGAGAGCUGAAGAACAUGCAAGGCCUGGUGGAGGACUUCAAGAACAAAUAUGAGGAUGAAAUCAACAAGCGUGCCUCUGUGGAGAAUGACUUUGUGCUCAUCAAGAAGGAUGUUGAUGGCGCCUACAUGAACAAGGUGGAGCUGGAGGCCAAGGUUGACAGUCUUCAAGAUGAGAUCAACUUCCUCAGAGCAGUCUUUGAAGCUGAACUGUCUGAGCUCCAAGGACAGAUCAAGGACACCUCAGUCAUCGUGGAGAUGGACAACAGCCGUGGUUUGGACAUGGAUUCCAUCGUGGCUGAUGUCAGGAAACAGUACGAGGACAUCGCUGCCAGGAGCCGUGCCGAGGCAGAGAGCUGGUAUCAGACUAAGUUUGAACAGAUGCAGACCUCUGCUGGACAGUACGGUGAGGACCUCCGCAACACCAAGAGCGAGAUUGCAGAGAUUAACCGCAUGAUUAGCCGACUCCAGAACGAGAUUGAGACGAUCAAGGGACAGCGUUCCAACCUGGAGGCCCAGAUCGCAGAGGCUGAGGAGCGCGGGGAGAUGGCAGUGAAGGAUGCCAAGUCCCGUAUCUCUGAUCUGGAGGACGCCCUGCAGAGAGCCAAGCAGGACAUGGCCAGACAAGUCCGCGAAUACCAGGAACUCAUGAAUGUGAAACUUGCCCUAGACAUUGAGAUCGCCACCUACAGGAAACUGUUGGAAGGAGAGGAGGACAGAAUUGCCACUGGUACAUCGCACACGGUCCACGUACAGAGCUCAGGAGGUGGCGGAGGAGGCGGCGGUGGUGGAUUUGGCGGCGGUGGAUUUGGCGGCGGUGGAUUUGGCGGCGGCAUGGGUGGCGGCAUGGGAUAUGGCGGCGGCAUGGGUGGCGGCGGCUUUUCCAUGAGCAGCAGCGGCGGCGGCGGUGGCGGUGGAUUUGGCGGAGGCAUGAGCAUGGGCGGAGGUGGUGGAGGAAUCUCAAGGAUGAGCAGCAACAGCACCAGCAGCAUGAGAAUGUCUCGCUACUAA